Messenger RNA from Podarcis raffonei (Aeolian wall lizard), 2225 nucleotides. It is a transcript of the gene PPM1K, whose product is annotated as protein phosphatase, Mg2+/Mn2+ dependent 1K. Gene Ontology annotation, biological process: protein dephosphorylation. Gene Ontology annotation, molecular function: protein serine/threonine phosphatase activity; cation binding. The coding region runs from base 179 to 1294 and encodes 371 amino acids. The transcript has 7 exons. The record is from RefSeq and is a predicted model, not a curated record. Lineage: Eukaryota; Metazoa; Chordata; Lepidosauria; Squamata; Lacertidae.
UCCUCCUCUUUGCACGGGUGGAGUGCUCUGGUCCAGCGGGAGAGGCAGGACCGGCCGCCUUGCUACGCAUCUCCUCGAGGGCAAGCCUUGCCAGACCAGAUCUCUUUAUCUUGGGGAUAUUCCGAGACCCGCUUCCCACGGUUCUCUUCUCCGCCCCAACACCCGCGGAUCCCAAGUUAUGUCCACUGCUCUAAUUAAUCUGGUUAGAAACGGAGGCCACCAGGUGAGGAGGAGAGCGCUGCUGACAUCGCGCCUGUUGCAAGACGACAAGCGGGCGUCGGCUAUCUGCCCCAGCUCCACCAGCGUACGCCGAACGUCUCGCUUUGACUUGGACGGCAGCGGCCGCCCGGCCACGUGGGACUCCUUCGGGAUCUGGGACAACCGCAUCGAUGAGCCCAUCCUCCUCCCACCAAGCAUAAAAUAUGGGAAGCCCAUCCCCAAAGUCAGCCUGUCCAAGGUGGGCUGCGCCAGGCACAUUGGGAAGCGGAAGGAAAACGAAGACCGCUUUGAUUACGCCCAGCUGACCAACGAGGUCCUGUAUUUUGCCGUUUACGAUGGGCACGGUGGGGUGGCAGUGGCGGACUUCUGCCAUAAGCACAUGCAGGGAUUCAUCCAAGGCUUUCUCACUGAGGAGCAGAACAUGGAAUUGGUAUUGAUGAAAGCGUUUUUAGAAAUAGACAAAGCGUACGCCAGGCAUGCUCAGUUGUCCGCGGAUGCCACCUUGCUGAACGCCGGGACCACGGCGACAGUGGCCUUGUUGCGCGAUGGGAUCGAGUUGGUUGUGGCCAGUGUUGGAGACAGCCGCGCCCUUCUGUGUCGCAAGGGGAAAGCCAUGAAACUGACCAUCGACCACACUCCGGAAAGGAAGGAUGAGAAGGAAAGAAUCAAGAAAACUGGUGGUUUCAUAGUCUGGAACAGCCUGGGACAGCCCCACGUAAACGGCAGGCUUGCAAUGACCCGCAGCAUAGGAGAUUUGGACCUUAAGAAAUACGGUGUCAUAGCGGAACCAGAGACAAAACGGGUUCAGUUGCACCAUGCAAGCGACAGCUUCCUGGUCCUUACCACAGACGGCAUCAACUUCAUGGUGAACAGCCAAGAAAUCUGUGACUUUGUUAGCCAGUGUCACGAUCCCACGGAAGCAGCUAACCUUGUAACCGAGCAGGCCAUACAGUAUGGAACGGAAGAUAACAGCACUGCCAUUGUCGUGCCGUUUGGAGCCUGGGGCAAAUACAAGAACUCUGAGGUCAACUUCUCAUUCAGCCGGAGCUUUGCCUCGAGCGGGAGAUGGGCCUGAGUCACUGCUGCUACAAGAUGUAGACUGGACUGUCCUGUAGGAGGCCUCGCAAGGCAGAGAGCAGAUCUGUAGAUAGUUGCGUCCAUCUCUCUCUCUCCCAGCACCUUGAGCUUUCUGCCUGGGUAGAAAACCAUCGUUAACUUGAUGUUGCCUCUUUAACAAACACGUCUGCUACUGCUUAAUCUCAGAGCCAGCGAUUUCCGCCCCCUCCAUCCAACGUAGAUAAUUCUGUCUGGUUCUUUGGCACAGACAAGAUGCUGGCUCUUUGCACCUGGGCGACACACCCUCUCAAGGGGUUUUAAACCAAGUGUUUCUUAUGCACAGCGUAUGUUUUUAGAGGAUGAGAGAGAGAGAGAGUGAAGAGGCCAAAGGGGCUCUCUUAAUUUGCACAGUGCGAAAGGGAGCAAGCGCACAAGGAGAGAAAAGGUGGUAUUUCAUUUUCUCCGCUCUCACAAGUCUUUCCUUCCCUAUUUGAACAGAAGUAAGAGAAAGCCAGGAGAUUCAGAGGCAGUGUGGCUGGCUGUGCUUGGCUCUGCUCAGCCUGCUGGCACCAGGUUAACCACCAAAGCUGACUUUGGUUUUGGUUAGUCCAGUUCCGGAGAGAAAGGGAUCUUGGUCUCGGGGCUAAGACUCCGUGCAGUGGAAGUCAAACAGCAAAUAUCAGCUGUGUGUAUGUGUGUAAUGUCCUGUCCUUAAGUCCAAUUUCUCAUAAGCAGAAUGUGGCUUUUACACUUGGGCUGAAGCCCAUGUCUAUUCCUCUGUCUGUGGGCUUAUAAUUGGAGAACCACGCCAUGUCCCUCAAGGCAGAAGUGGACACAACACUAAAGGGGAUUGUGGCAAUCGUCACAUUUCUUCCGAAAGGCGGAAGCAAUGUAGGUUUUCUGUAUUUAUUUGUUUUUUCUUUAAAUAUACCAAUACGAAGAAAUCCCCC